GUAAACGGGAACAAAUGUCGGCACUCAGAAGCACUAAGGGUCUCGUUGCUCUCGUCACUGGCGGAGCGUCUGGACUGGGAAAGGGUGCUGCCGAAGUUUUGGCAAAGGCUGGUGCACAGGUCGCUAUUCUUGAUCUUCCACAGUCAAAAGGAGCCGAUGUUGCGAAGGAGAUCGGAGGAAUCUUUACACCAGCUUCGGUAACAUCCGAAGAAGAAGUGAGAGCAGCUUUUGCCAAAGUUCAAGCUGAAUAUGGUCGCCUCGAUGCUCUUGUGAAUUGUGCCGGAAUUGCGUAUGCUUUCAAGCUCUACUCUGUUCAAAAGAAGAAACACGUUGAUUUUGAGAAGAUCCGUCAGACCAUUGAUGUUAAUGUUUUGGGAACAUUCAAUGUUAUCCGACACGGAGUUGCUUUAAUGGGAGAACACGAGAAAGAUGCCAAUGGACAACGAGGAGUUGUAAUUAAUACCGCUUCGGUUGCAGCUUUUGAUGGACAAACUGGACAGUCUGCCUAUUCUGCUUCUAAGGGCGCUAUUGUUGGUAUGACUCUUCCAUUGGCUCGUGAUUUUGCUGGCGAUGGUAUCCGAUUCAACACUAUUGCUCCAGGACUUAUGGAUACUCCACUUCUCUCUUCACUUCCAGAAAAGGUUAAAUCCUUCCUGGCCCAACUCAUCCCAAAUCCAUCGAGACUUGGACACCCACACGAGUACGGAGCUCUUGUGCAGCACAUCAUUGAAAAUCAGUAUUUGAACGGAGAAACUAUUCGAUUUGACGGAGCACUCCGCAUGCCGGCUUAAUUUAAUAUCUCUUCAUUCCGAUUGUUUUUUAAGUACAGAGUUUUAGAUCAUUUUUUUGUUUGUUUUUCAAGAUUUCGAAAUUUGAUAAUUUUGCGCAUAUUUCUAAUGAAACAGUGAUUUUAAUAUAUCAUGAAAUUUUGAAACA
Caenorhabditis elegans is the source of this 936-nucleotide messenger RNA. RefSeq names its product 3-hydroxyacyl-CoA dehydrogenase type-2 (gene ard-1). Gene Ontology annotation, molecular function: androstan-3-alpha,17-beta-diol dehydrogenase (NAD+) activity; (3S)-3-hydroxyacyl-CoA dehydrogenase (NAD+) activity; estradiol 17-beta-dehydrogenase [NAD(P)+] activity. Lineage: Eukaryota; Metazoa; Nematoda; Chromadorea; Rhabditida; Rhabditidae. The record is from RefSeq and is marked reviewed.